GUAUUUCAGAUAUGACCACUUUUUCAUCACAGAUUUAGAAUAGGCGUUAACGUGUGACAUCAAAAUGGUCUGCACUAAAAAAAUCCAAAUAGCUUCGGCUGCGAUUGCUCUUAUUGGUUUCAUAUUUCUGCUCGUCGCAAUAUGCACCAAUUAUUGGAUCACAAGUGAUGUUGAAUCCAACUCCGGUCUUUGGCGAGCUUGCAGCGCUGGGAAUUGUGAAAAUUUGAAAAUUGGAUCCAGCAGAAAAUAUGAGAACUAUGAAAUGGUCCGUGGAUUCGGUGUUCUGGCCGUGUGUGUUUGUUUCCUUGGCAUCGUUCUGUCUCUUCUCAGUUGUGUCAUCCGUCGAGUUAAAAUUGGACCCUCAGUAGUGGCAACACUCUACCUUAUGGCUGCGUUUUUCGGUCUUACGAGUCUUGCUCUAUUCACAAGCAUUGUGAACACAAAGAAUUCGGAUGUGAACAGAGCAUGGGGAUAUUCCUUCAUUCUGGGUUGGUUCGCUUUCCCACUUACUCUUUUCCCUGGAGUUGUAAUGACAUACGUCGAGUUGAAAAUGACCAACUGAGACUUCAAGUUAACAACCUGCGGAUUUUGUCCAUAACUUUUCGCCUUUUAUGUAAUUGAUUAAUCAUUUUAUUCACUUUUAAUGCGACGGCAUUUUGCCAGUUUUUUUUUAUGUACAUAGCGUGUAGCAGAGGCCUUCACUACGUAUCAUGUAACUCAUUUUUUACGUGUUUUUACUGACUUUUAAUAAAUAUAUGCUAAUAUAAAGUGA
This is a messenger RNA of Ciona intestinalis (vase tunicate), 772 nucleotides long. Its product is annotated as epithelial membrane protein 2. Gene Ontology annotation, cellular component: plasma membrane. NCBI's taxonomy places the organism in Eukaryota, Metazoa, Chordata, Ascidiacea, Phlebobranchia, Cionidae. The record is from RefSeq and is a predicted model, not a curated record.